AUGGACGACUCCAUGGCUUCUGUUCCUGAAACAUCUCCUACGGGGAGGAGGAGGCUCGUGGAGUUGCUGAAGGAGCGGCAGGAGCCGUUUCUGCUGGCUGUGUACCUCCUCGAGAACGGCUGCCGCGCCGAGAGAAUCCCCCCCUCCGAGGCCGCAGCCAUGUCCUGGACUGCGAGUGCAUGCAGGAGGCUGCAUAGGAUAGCCGGCCAUGGCCUCCGGAAGCGGAAGAAGGAAGGCCCCGCGUCACUGGUAGCUGCAUUCCUCCACUGGAGGUGUCCUCCUCCCAAGGGCUGGAAUCGGAACAGGAGGGGAGACCUCGGCAGUACCUUCGAGUCCGGCACGUCUCCAUGCUCCGUCGGAAGCAUAAGAGUAAGCUUUUGUUCCUCCCUCGAGAACGUCUUUAGAACCGGGAUGGUUACUGAUUUUAGGAUGGACGAAGCAGGGAGAUGGUGCAGAGGGAGGCCAUGA
Molecule: messenger RNA, 468 nt
Organism: Spirodela intermedia
Lineage: Eukaryota; Viridiplantae; Streptophyta; Magnoliopsida; Alismatales; Araceae
Source: the annotation of a GenBank genome assembly